Molecule: messenger RNA, 463 nt
Organism: Fusarium odoratissimum NRRL 54006
Lineage: Eukaryota; Fungi; Ascomycota; Sordariomycetes; Hypocreales; Nectriaceae
Exons: 2
Coding region: 212-463 (83 amino acids)
Source: RefSeq, a predicted model, not a curated record
AGUGACGAUUAUUCCACUUUCUUGCAGACUUCGACACUCUGAACUGCUUCCUUGAGUACAAGAUCUUUUCAACCUACAACUUACAAACACUCCUCACUUGUCCCUGACGAUCGAGACCAUCUUGAGAUUAUAUGGGCGCACGAUUGAGCUAUCUCAAGACCGAGAUAUUCUGGCGCAACUAGCAUCCAUCAUCGAGCCAUUGUGUUUGACAAUGGCUUGGUGUGUGUUCCGUCCUUGGAACUACAUCAACGGCCCGACUUAUGACGGCGCUGACAUUGCAGAUGAGGGAUUGCCCCCAUCACAUCUUCUCAAGCCGUCUUAUGGUUUGAAGCCAGCUUGGAAAGACAGUGUCGAGGAGCGUUCGGCACCAGAGCCUGCACCAGUUGCUCCUACGACGAAAAACGCAAAGCAUAAUAAACGAACACCACGAGUCUUCGAAAUGGCGCGGUAUGCCCGAUUAUAG